This is a messenger RNA of Magnolia sinica, 1884 nucleotides long. RefSeq lists its product as uncharacterized. Lineage: Eukaryota; Viridiplantae; Streptophyta; Magnoliopsida; Magnoliales; Magnoliaceae. Bases 178 to 1365 code for a protein of 395 amino acids. The record is from RefSeq and is a predicted model, not a curated record. The transcript is spliced from 2 exons.
UGCGACCAUUCACACUCGACGGGAGAGAGUUAGAUCUCAUUUCCAGAAAACGAAAUGAAAUUUCCAAUCCAAGACAUCUCAGAUUCCUCGUCUCCCCUCCCAAUCGAUGAAGGUUAAUCCGUAAAUUCGCUCAACUCUCCAGGGCUUUUUCGUAAUUUCACAACACCCCAGCGGGAAAUGGGCUCUGCUCAAUCCUCCCAAGAGCUCGAAGAAGACGAAGAAGAAGAAGAAGAAGAAGAAGGGACUUCUAACAGAGAUUCAAACGCAUCUUCCAAGAAAGUUCUAGAACAAGCCCCAGAGAUCCUCCCGUGCCACGCGUCAGCAUCUCCUCUCUCCCCUCAGCUCUCCUCCCUCGGCACUCCUCGCCUCGGUCCGUCCAUCAAGGUCUGGGACCCAUACAACCUCCUUUCCCCUCAGCAGCAGCACCUUUCCGAUUCCGUCGACUGCGACCGGGCGGCCACAACAACGGUAGAGGUCUUCUUGAUCAGUCACGGGGAGUGCGGGAUCGCCCUGCGGCCUGAUUUGGUUCCCGGGCGCUGGCCCACUGCGGGGCUCACAGCAGACGGGAAGCGGCAGGCGCGGGCGCUCGCAGUUUUCCUCAACUCGCAGGGGGUGAGGUUCAGCGUCGUGUAUUCGUCACCAUUGGAUCGGGCGCGGGCCACCGCUUCUUUCGUCUGUCAGGAACUGAAUUUUUCCGAGGAUCAAAUACAAUCCUCAGACACACUUCUGGAGAUGAGCCAGGGUCAGUGGGAGGGUUGCCUCAGAUCAGAAAUAUACACCCCUGAAAUGGUCAGCUUCAUCGAUCGAACCCAGCCUGAUUUCUCUGCACCAUCAGGAGAAUCACUCAGGCAGGUGGAGUUCCGAAUGAUGGAAUUCCUCAACAACACAGUCUUGAGGCUGCCCGAAAAGCUGCAUCAGAACGAAGCCAAGGGACUUUCACGCCACAACUCCCAGAAUCUAGCCAACUCAGUUCAAGACCGAGACGGCCCCACUCACCUGCAAUGGGAUUUACUUCACAGGCAAAGGCAGGGGCUUCAAAGGAAGAAGUCCGGUAAGAGCAGGCUGCAGUUUGUGACGAGAGGGGAUAACGAGAUGGAAGACGAAUUCUCCCCUCGAGAAGAAACCAACCAUAGGCACCUUCAUGAAGUAAACGCCCGGGCCUCGUCAUCCUCUACCAUCUCUAUAGGGAUUUUCACUCAUGCGACGCCGAUCAAGUGUCUCCUCACGGGUGUGCUCGGGUGCAGUCCGUUGAUGUCGCACCGGAUCUGUAUAGACGAUUCUUCUACAACAGUUUUGCAGCAUUCAUUGAGAACAGGGUGGCAGAUAAAGAGGUUGAAUGAUACUGCCCAUCUCAGGCUUCUCUAGGCAAAGACGGGAGAACUAGAGAAGCCUGAAGAGGAUGCUAUUUUUGGAUACCAUGGCUCGAUUUACAAUUCAUCUGAAUUAUUGGGAUCAUUGAUUGGUUUCACCUGGCAGAUCUCCAUAGUCCGCAUCGUCCUUCCAGCCAAUAUUCCAGUGCUUAAAGAGGCCAGCAACUGAUCCAUAGAGGCCAUAUCGGCCGGUAAAAUGUGUCAUUUAACCAGAAAUGGGCUGAUUCCUGACUUGGGUCACCCUUUUUCUUUCAGAAAGAGACGAUUUUAUUGGAGCGCUCGUGAUGCAAGUUUCAAACAGUCAUCAAUAAGGUCUUUCAGGAUCAAAGGGAUAGAGAAAGCUAUGGAAUUCGAGACAGGUCUUGUUUGGUGUAUGUAUUUUCAAGCUCCAACUCCUGAAAAAAAGAAAAAAAAGAAAAAAAAAAAGAUGCAGGAAUUGGGAGCUGUUGUUUUCAUGUGAUUCUUUCUUUUGUUGUGGCAUUUCUAUAGAACUGAUCAACUGAAGAUGUUUUUU